ACAGGGUAGUUUUGUGGCUGGAGUUCACUCUAUGAACUUUAUCCUGACACUAGUUACAUACCCAGUACAGGUUAGAGACUGGUGUUGUAUAAAACUGGAAUAAAUACCUGCUAUACUACAGAUGCGAAAUGGACACGCCUUAGACUUAGUUAACUCCUUUUUUACUGAUCUGCUAGCAGUUGACGAAGAACUGGGAUCUGCUUUAAGCCUUGUUUAUUGCUUUUAUACAUAAUCUUGAAUAGCGACUAAAUCAUGAAUCCAGACAGGAGCAAUAAUGACAGAUGGACAGAUCCAAACACAGCAACAAACCAAGAAGUGAACGAAGAGCAAAAUGACAGAAAUGACAAUUACUCCACAAACCAAAGCACCCAACCUCAAGAUUCUCGGAAUCCGACACACUCUGGAGGAUACAGCAUGAUCCCACCAAUAGAAUCAAGACGGAACAAACUCCUAAACAUGUCACAAAAAGAACUGGAUGAUCUGCAGAGAUAUAAGGAGGAACAUCGGCCUGGUCCCAUUCAACUGAGCCCAAAGAAGCUAGGAGGUGGGGACAUAUCAUUGUCAGCUGUACGACAGAAACAGCAGAUGCUGGCUUCCCAGUCUAAACUCCAAAAAAAGCUCAAACAACAGGACAUGGACCGUCGCAAAAGACAAGAAGAAGAAGAAAAGAUUCAGAUGAUGAGAGAUAUUCAGAGAGAGAAGGCCAACAAACUGGAAAUGAAGAAAAAGCAGGAGGAGGAACGGAGACAGGAGCUGUACCAACAUGAACUCUUAAUGAAAAGAGAAGCGCAUCUUCAAAGGCUUGAGAGGUCCAGUCCAGUUCCUAUAGCAGCGAGCAGCGCCACACCCACGUCAUCAUGGGCUCGUGGGCAUGAAUACAGGGAGGCCAGGAAGGCGGAGGAACAAGUGACCCUGCAGCAGAAUAGAGAUGAACAAAGGAAGAAGAGUCAACUUUUGGAAGAAAAACAAAAACAAGAGGAGGAGGACAGGAAAAGACAAAUGGAAAAUGAACGGCUGUGUGUGAACUCGGCUUUUCUAGACAGACUGGAGGCGAGAGGAUCAGGUAGUGUGUCUGAGUUGCUCCCCUGGACGCAGGAGCUGGGCAAUGUUUGGCAGACGGAGGAACCGCAGGACCCUGCUUCAUCGCCCUUGCCCUUCCCAUCACAGCUUCAGACUGACAGCGCUGCGGAGGAGGAUACUGACAUAGAAUGGGUUGUAAUGAAGCUUCAGACUAAGUUCUCUUACUGCGAACGAGAGUUUCUGGAAAGCAUCGUCUCUCAGUGUAACGGCAAUUACCAGCAAGCUUAUGAUCUACUCAAUGUCUAAAUAAGAACACUGUUGGCUCAAACCUUAACUGUUGGGGACACUACUAGCUAAAGUACAUUUUGCAUGGAAUAAGUGGAACAUUUAAAACUUUUUUUAAUUGUUUUAUUGUAUUUGUUUUUCCAGUAACAAAGCUCUUAGCAUUGUCACAUUCAACAAAUUAGUGUAAAUGUAUAUUUGGUCACAGGACUCGGUUUUCACUGACCUGUGUUUAAAAUAAUAAUAAUAAUUUACAAUUAUACAGGAUGCCUUGUACUAGUUAAGAGCAAUGCCUUCAUGGCUGUGUUCACCAAAAUUUAUGAGCAUAGAGAAAACACAUUGCAACAUGUAUAUAGAAGCUUUUAGCAGCUUUUCUUAGUAGCUAGCUUUUUAUCAACUAGGUAGUUUGGCUAUAGAUUCACUACGGCCAAGUAGUGUGCCCAACACAAUGACUUUAUAUUCAACAAUGUUUUUCAAGAAUAUUUCUCUGUUAAGCUUUCCUUUAUUCUGCUCUUUGUUUGGAAUAAAUAAAUGUUCCUCUUAACCUA
Molecule: messenger RNA, 1850 nt
Organism: Silurus meridionalis
Lineage: Eukaryota; Metazoa; Chordata; Actinopteri; Siluriformes; Siluridae
Gene: epsti1
Product: epithelial stromal interaction 1
Exons: 11
Coding region: 253-1326 (357 amino acids)
Source: RefSeq, a predicted model, not a curated record